This is a messenger RNA of Hippocampus zosterae (dwarf seahorse), 2147 nucleotides long. RefSeq names its product homeobox A13a (gene hoxa13a). The record is from RefSeq and is a predicted model, not a curated record. Gene Ontology annotation, molecular function: DNA-binding transcription factor activity, RNA polymerase II-specific; RNA polymerase II cis-regulatory region sequence-specific DNA binding. Lineage: Eukaryota; Metazoa; Chordata; Actinopteri; Syngnathiformes; Syngnathidae. Gene Ontology annotation, biological process: regulation of transcription by RNA polymerase II. The transcript is spliced from 2 exons. The coding region runs from base 96 to 1010 and encodes 304 amino acids.
CACCGUUUUUACGCUCUGGGAACCAGGAUGGAUCUUUUUUCACUCCGUGGGCUUUUUCGAAAAGAGCCAGAAGCUUCAAUGUUGGACGGCGUGCUAUGACAACGUCACUGCUGCUCCGUCCUCCUCGCUGCUGGCUCGACCCGUCGGUGAUGUUCCUCUACGACAACGGCGGCGGUUCUGAUGAAGUGAGCAAGAACAUGGAGGGUUUCGCGGGCGGUAACUUCGCGGCGAACCAGUGCAGGAACCUGAUGGCGCACCCGGCCUCCCUGGCACCGAGCACGGCGUACCCGUCCGGGGACGCGCCCGCAACCGGCGUGGGCGAGCCGGCGAAGCAAUGCAGCCCUUGCUCGGCCUCGCAGAAUUCCUCCAGCGCCUCCCUGCCUUACGGCUACUUUGGCAGCGGCUACUACCCGUGCAGAAUGUCGCACCACGGCGGAAUCAAGUCGUGCGGGGCGCAGCCCCCCUCCGCCUACGGCGAGAAAUACAUGGACACGUCGGCCCCUGGGGACGACUUCACCUCCCGGGCUAAGGAAUUCGCCUUCUACCCCACGUAUCCGUCGGGUCCCUACCAACCUGUGCCUGGUUACCUGGACGUACCCGUGGUGCCCACUCUCGGUGCGCCUUCGGAGGCCAGACAUGAGCCAUUAUUGCCCGUGGAGAGCUACCAGCCGUGGAGCUUGGCCGCCAACGGCUGGAACAGUCAAGUUUACUGCGGCAAGGAGCAACCUCAGUCCGGACACAUGUGGAAGUCCCCCCUUUCAGACGCGGCGUCCCACGCAGGCGGCGACCCCGGCUCGUACAGGCGUGGGAGGAAGAAGCGAGUCCCGUACACCAAGGUGCAACUGAAGGAACUGGAGCGGGAAUACGCUGCCAAUAAAUUUAUCACGAAGGACAAACGGAGAAGGAUAUCUGCCCAGACCAACCUGUCCGAACGGCAGGUUACAAUUUGGUUUCAGAACAGACGCGUUAAGGAGAAGAAGGUUGUCAACAAAUUGAAACCAAUCACCUAAAUCCCCCCACACCCCCACCACCACCUUCUUCCACGUAUACACACACGCACACACACACAAAGAUUCACACGCAAUGGACUGAUUUGGAACAGCCAUAAUUUGUCGAUUGAUGACGUCCUGGAGCUUUUUGGAGCAAAAGCAAAAAAUAAAACAAAACAGCUGCUUCUUUGUUGUCCAACGAGGAAAAAAUAAACACUGAACUGCCGUAUUUGUGACUUUUUUUUUUUUUUUGCUCACUCUCCUAGAAUGGUGCACAACGAGCUUCCACCUUUUUAUCUGCAACUUUUAACGAGAGUGAUAAAUGCGAAGAUCCGUGGGGAAACGACGGUAUUUCGGAUUUGGACCUUGGGAAUGUUAAAUAUUAAUCUCCCCAAUGGCUUUUUCCUUUUUGUUUUUUAAAUGUUAUUUUAUUGAUCUUACCCACAUGUUUAGCUUGUCGUGCUUGUUGGAACGCGUGUCCUCGUUCAUGGUGCAAUUCUCUAAUGCUCAGAUAAUCUUCCGGGAUAUAUGUUGAUGUCGUGCAUUUAUCUUUCAUAAUGUGUGACUUACCAUGUGGUUGUAUAUAAAGAAAAAUUAUAGCAUGACGUCAAGUUUGUGUGUCCGUGCCAAUAAACUGUGUAUUUGGUUAAUAUGCAUCCCAAAUGUUGAAAACAGACUAUUUCAUAUCUAGAACUAUAUAGUUAUUUAAUAUGCUUUUUGGGGUCUUUUUCCCCUCGAACGAAUGUUUAUUUUCGGGCUUUUACUGCAUUAUUUUAAUUUACUGGUCAACAAUUUCCACGCAACUUCACCAUGAACGUGUGCUGAGUAUUGGUUUGCAAUUGCUCGCAUCGUAUUAAAAUGCUUAUAUGGAAAAUGUAAAAUAUUUCAAAUUUAGAGAAAUAUGUGAAGUCAACAGAGCUCUAAGAAAGAUGAAGAGGAUUUGUGCUGAAAUGUAGAUAAACACUGCCAUCUAGCGGCCAUGUUGUGACUAACAUGAUUGAAAUCAUUGCAACGACAUCACUUUUCGAUUACGUAUCUCGCGUUGCUGAUCAUAAUGCACUAUUUUAUGUAUUAUUGACGAUAGUAUUCAAAUGUAUUGAGGAUGUAGGAAUGUAUAGUAACAUUUUGAAUUGAUAAUAAUCAAACUCGCAUGCUCUA